Molecule: messenger RNA, 1160 nt
Organism: Paramecium pentaurelia
Lineage: Eukaryota; Ciliophora; Oligohymenophorea; Peniculida; Parameciidae
Source: the annotation of a GenBank genome assembly
GAUGGCCACAAAGGAACAUUCUCUUUAUAAAUUAGUCACAAAAGAAUAAGCAGAAGCAUUUGCAUGGUCAUUUGAAGGACCAAAUACAGAAGCUCUUCUUUAUCCUUUUGUAUUUCCACCAAUCCAACCACACGAAGUGAGAAUUCAAUAAACUUAUUUUGGACUAUGUUACACUGAUUGUAAAUGUGAAAUCAAUAUCAAAAAGGUCAUCUUGUUAAUUAAGAUUGGUUUCCAAUCAAUUAUCCAAGUGUUCCAGGACAUGAGAUAUUAGGUCAUGUCGUAAUGAAAGGUGACUAAGUUACACAAUUCUAAAUUGGUGAUUUAGUUGGUGCAGGAUUCAUAAGAGAUAGUUGUGGAAACUGUAAAUUAUGUAUUUAAGGAAAUGAUUAACUUUGUGGACAAAAGGGUGAUGAACAUUUUAUCCCUUUACCUAAAUUUGGUGGAUUCGCAACACAUGUAUAAUUCCCAGCUAAAUGGGCUUUUCCUAUUCCAAAUACUAUCCCAUAACAUUUAGCUCCACCUCUUUUAUGUGCUGGUAUUACAGUCUUUGCUCCUUUAAAAAGAUAUUUCAAUCCAAACAAGGAGGUUGCUAUAAUUGGUAUUGGGGGAUUAGGGCAUUUAGCUAUCAAAUUCUCUGCUGCUAUGGGAAUGAGAACUUCUGCCAUAUCUACUUCUCCAGAUAAGGAAUAAGAGGCAAAAUCAUAUGGAGCUAUUGAUUUUAUUGUUUCUAAAAACCCAGAAGAAAUGGCUAAGGCUUCAGGAAGAUUUGAUAUAAUAUUGAGUUGUGCCCAUGCUAGUACUGUUGAAGAAUUUAUAGAUUAAACUAAAUUAUUAAAAAAUGGAGGAGAUUUUAUUAUGGUUGGUAUACCUGCUCUUACUAAAGUUGAGUUAUAAUUGCCAUUCUAUUCAUUGGUAUGUAGAUAGAUAUCAUUUGUUGGAUCUUUAGUUGGAUCAAGAUAAGUAUUAUAAUAUAUUAUAUUUUUUUAUAGGAAAACUAUGAAAUGAUCGAAUUUGCAAAUAAACAUAAAAUAUAUCCAACUUGUGAAGAAUAUGAAUUUGAGAAUUUCAAAACUGCAUAUGAUAAAUUAUUAAAUGGAAGACCAAAAUAUAGAUGUGUUGUUAAAGUAGGCAAUGCUCCUUAAACAUUAAAGUAAUGAGUU